GCUCUCCGCCGGCUCCUCACUCUCCUCCGACCGUCGCUGCCGCACGAGCCGCUCCAGGAUCAUUCACCACGCUCACGGUUCCACACGCGCCGAGUAACCAUGGAGGCCAUCAAGAAGAAGAUGCAGAUGCUGAAGCUGGAUAAGGAGAACGCCAUUGACCGAGCUGAGCAGGCGGAGGGAGACAAGAAGGGAGCGGAGGACAAAUGCAAACAGCUGGAGGAAGAGUUGCUGGGUCUGCAGAAGAAGCUGAAGGGCGUGGAGGAUGAGCUGGACAAAUACUCAGAGUCUCUGAAGGAUGCCCAGGAGAAGCUGGAGCAGGCGGAGAAGAAGGCAGCAGACGCUGAAGCAGAGGUGGCUUCUCUGAACAGACGUAUCCAGCUGGUGGAAGAGGAGUUGGACCGAGCUCAGGAGAGACUGGCCACUGCCCUACAGAAACUGGAAGAGGCUGAGAAGGCGGCGGAUGAGAGUGAGAGAGGAAUGAAGGUCAUUGAAAACAGGGCCACAAAAGAUGAGGAGAAAAUGGAAAUCCAGGAGAUGCAGCUGAAGGAGGCCAAACACAUCGCUGAGGAGGCCGACCGCAAAUAUGAGGAGGUUGCACGCAAACUUGUGAUCCUGGAGGGUGAUUUGGAGCGUUCGGAGGAGCGCGCUGAGGUGGCAGAGGCGCGAGCGAUGGAGCUGAUGGAGGAGCUCAAGCUCAUGGAUUCAAAUUUGAAGUCCAUGAUGUGUGGAGAAGAAGAGUACUCGCAAAAGGAGGACAAGUAUGAGGAAGAAAUCAAAGUUCUUACAGACAAACUGAAAGAGGCUGAGACCCGUGCAGAGUUUGCUGAGCGGUCGGUGGCCAAGCUGGAGAAGACCAUCGAUGAUCUGGAAGAUGAGGUGUAUGCCCAGAAGCUGAAGGGCAAGGCUCUGAGCGAGGAGCUGGAUCUGGCUCUUAACGACAUGACCACACUGUAGAUGCUCACUUCUUCUUCCUGCACUUCCUUCCUGUCUGAACUCCACUCUGCCUCCUCCUGCUGCUGCUGCUGCUGCUACUACCCCACAGCAGUCCUCUCACCCGGAAGAUUCUUAAAACAGCCUUCCCUCUGUCUGUGUCUGAGUCUCAUCUGAGGCCUUUUUUACAGGUUCCCAACAAAAGCUCCUCUCUUUAUUUAAAGGUCUGUGCACCUCUGUUCCCCACUGUUGUAAUAAAUGUAUUAAAGCGCUCUUGACUUUUCUGUCUGCCUCUGGAUUUCUGCUCGCAGUGGCUUUCACAUCCGUCCUGCACUCUUCCAGUCUGUCACACUUCUGCACUCUCACUUCCCUCAGCAGCCCGGACCAGAUAUUACAUUUCAAUGUCAAUCAUGCAGUUUAGAAGAAAUGAUCACAAUAGGGGGGUUUCACACCCAGAAUUAGCUGUCGCUGUCGGUCGCAUUUGUCUGAACCACAAGUCUGAUAGAAAUAGUGAGUACUCAGCACUGAGUGUCACCAUACAUGUAUAAUUACUAUUUUGGCUGCAGGCUGUCGACUAUAGCCUUGUUUGAAAUUAAAACUGAAUCACUAAAAAAAAAACAAGCUUGGGGUCUUUCUUUUAGAUCCUUAAAAUUUCAGUGGUUUAACAAAAAUGUAUUCCCCGCUGUUUAAAAAUAGCUCACUUUACUUUUACAAUGUAUUUUGCAUUAUUUUCAGACAUCAAAACAUGCUGGUAUUUUAAAAAAGAAACCGUUUUUUUUAUUUCAACCAGAUUAAAAUAACACUGAAGCCACGUUGUUAAUUUCACUACAGUAAAAAUUAUAAACAACCUGCUGUUGUACAAUGUUUAAUACAGUGUUUUUUAGUUUGCAAAAAUGCAGCAUGUGCUUCAAAUUGCUCAGCUGUGAUUACAAAGGCUCAAAGUGGUUUCAAGAUUGUAUCAUGCCAGCAAGGGCCUGCGGUUCUCCAGAAUUUAUUCAAGUGUGUAACUGUGAACACCCAGUGAUGGUACAAGGAGA
Synchiropus splendidus (mandarinfish) is the source of this 1967-nucleotide messenger RNA. RefSeq names its product tropomyosin 2 (beta) (gene tpm2). Gene Ontology annotation, molecular function: actin filament binding. Lineage: Eukaryota; Metazoa; Chordata; Actinopteri; Syngnathiformes; Callionymidae. The record is from RefSeq and is a predicted model, not a curated record. Gene Ontology annotation, biological process: muscle contraction; actin filament organization. Gene Ontology annotation, cellular component: actin filament. The coding region runs from base 100 to 954 and encodes 284 amino acids. The transcript has 9 exons.